Messenger RNA from Jaminaea rosea, 5160 nucleotides. RefSeq lists its product as hypothetical. Gene Ontology annotation, biological process: transmembrane transport. The transcript has a single exon. NCBI's taxonomy places the organism in Eukaryota, Fungi, Basidiomycota, Exobasidiomycetes, Microstromatales. Gene Ontology annotation, molecular function: ATP hydrolysis activity; ABC-type transporter activity; ATP binding. The record is from RefSeq and is a predicted model, not a curated record. The coding region runs from base 82 to 4995 and encodes 1637 amino acids. Gene Ontology annotation, cellular component: membrane.
ACCGAUCCCCCCGAUCUUGCUCUCUUCAGCGCUCACAAAUUCUCAUCAUCUUCCCAGACUCUGUCGAGCUGACUGGAAGAGAUGGAAUCAUGGCACACCGGCGCCUUGAGGGGGCUGCUGCAAGGCCUCUGGUCACCCGAUGGCGCCUCGCUCUGGAUCGAGCCGCCUCACACGACAAUGCCUGCCGAUAGUCAUCACGCCUCGACAACGCCCAAUGACAUCUUCUGGGCUUUCAAGAAGGGUGCCAACGAUGGCGGUCGCCCACUUUCGUCUCUCUGCCCAGACAAGGAAGGCUGGGGUCCCUUCAGCCCGGUCCGCAGCUUCGACCUGUCGCCUUGCUUCCAGCAGCUCACCCUGUGGAUCGGCUCAGCACUCGUUCUCUCCUUCUGCGCAUCCUUUGAGCUCUCGCGCCUCUCACGCAAGCCAGAGAGGACAUUAACACCCCUCUCCCGCAUACUUCUGGGCCUCAAGCAUGCACUCGUCAUCGUGGCUGCGAUUGCCACUCUGCCCUCCAUCAUCGUCGGCCUCCACAGUCACACGAUCUCCCUGUAUGCUGGUAUCGUCACGCUGGUAGGCUACCUUCUAGCGAUUCCUCUGCAAGGAUACAACCACACUCGUACCCGAUCGUCGUCGACUAUUCUUCUCUUUUACUGGCUUGCCCAUACCGCCUUCGCCGCAGCAUGGGUGCGCACCUACCUCAACCGCUCGUCGCCGUACAAGGAGACGCUCGGAGGCAAGUCGCUUCUCGCUCUCUUCAUCGCUCGCAGCGUCAUCAUUGCCAUAGUCUUUGCCAUCGAAUGUGCGGGAGUUGAAGUCGGGCAGAAGAAGGGGGAUGGCAAGGUGAACCCCGUAUCUCACCAGGUGCGAGAAGGCUCUGCCAUCAACGGCCUCGGUGGUAGCAAUGGCGGCGAGAAUAAUGGCUCUGCAUUCGGCGACGUCGGCGCAGACCCCGAGGCCAAAGUUGCAUACUCGACGGGUCUCGAUAAGGAGUGCCCAGAGAACACAGCCAACAUCUUCAGUCGCCUCAGCUUCUGGUGGAUGAACCCAAUGAUGAAGCUGGGAGCUUCCAAGUACCUCACCGAGAAUGACCUGUGGUCAUUGCCACCUGGCGAAGACUCUGAGAGCUUGGGCGACAAGUUUGAUCACUACUACAAGACGAAGCGCACCUCGGACGGCGCGCCAAAAUUCUGGACCGCCCUCACGUACUCCUUUGGCGGCACGUACGUCAUCGCUGGUAUCUUAAAGGCUGUACAGGACUCGCUCGCUUUCAUCCAGCCGCAGCUGCUGAGGCGCUUGCUUCAGUUCGUCUCAACUUGGGACGACGCUCGCCGUACCGAAGACGUGACCGCCGAGCCUGCUGGUCGCGGGUUCAUCAUCACCUUCGGCCUCUUUUUCGUCGCAGUCACGCAGACGGCCGUACUUCACAAUUACUUCCAACGCUGCUUCGUCACGGGUAUGCGUGUCCGAGCUGGCCUCAUCUCGGCCAUCUACAAGAAAUCGCUGCGCCUGAGCAAUGACGAGCGCGGCACGCGCAGCACGGGCGAGAUCGUCAACCUCAUGUCCGUCGAUGCCACCCGCCUUCAGGACCUGUGCACCUACGGCCAUAUCAUCUGGUCCAGUGUCUUCCAGAUGCUCCUCGCCUUCAUCUCCCUCUACAACCUUCUGGGCUGGCCUGCGUUCGCCGGUGUCCUCGUCAUGGUCUUCAGCAUCCCUCUGAAUACCAUGCUUGCCAAGUACAUGCGCUCUCUCGCCGAGCGCAACAUGAAAGUUAAGGACAAGCGCACGAAGAUGAUGAACGAGAUCCUCACCAACAUCAAGUCAAUCAAGCUCUUUGCAUGGGAGGAGGCCUUUACAAAGAAGCUCUUCGAGGUACGCAACGGAGAGGAAUUGAAGCUCCUUCGCUGGGCUGGAGCGGUCAAUGCUUUCUUCAACUUCUUCUGGUCGGCCAUCCCCUUCUUCGUAUCGCUUGCUACCUUUAUCACCUACUCGAUCACGUCGGACAAGCCUCUCACCGCAGAUGUCAUCUUCCCGGCUCUGUCUCUCUACCAGCUGCUCCAGUUCCCGCUCGCCAUGUUUGCAGGCAUCGUGACCGCCUGGAUUCAGGCCUUAGUGUCCGCUCGACGUCUGGCCAGCUUCCUCGACGCUGGCGAGCUGGAUGAGAACGCCCGCGUCGUCGAGGUCAACGAGCACGAGGAGGACCCGAACGCCGUCGCUGAGCCACCGACUUCUGCCCAACGAUACAGCCAGCCUCUGGUCGAGCUGAAGGACGCCGACUUCAAAUGGGCCGCAGAUGCACCAAUGCCAACACUACAGGACCUCAACCUGUCUGUACGCAAGGGCGAGCUGCUUGCCGUACUGGGUAAGGUUGGUGACGGCAAGUCUUCACUGCUCAGCGCCAUCUUGGGUGAGAUGUACCGCAGCGACGGGCAGUGCUACGUACGCGGCCGCACAGCCUACUUUACACAAGGCGGCUGGGCCAUGGGUGCCACGAUUCGUGACAACAUCCUCUUCGGUCUGCGCUAUGAGGAGGAGUUCUACCAGCGUGUCAUCAAGGCGUGCGCCCUCGAGCCUGACUUUGCAAUCAUGCAGGAUGGAGACCAGACAGAGAUUGGAGAGAAGGGAGUCUCGCUCAGCGGUGGACAGCGAGCUCGGGUGGCUCUUGCUCGAGCUUGCUACGCACGCGCAGACAUCUACCUCCUCGACGACCCGUUGGCGGCCGUAGACGCGCACGUUGGUGCUCACAUAUUCAAGCAUGUCAUUGGUCCGGAGGGCAUGCUGAAGAGCAAGGCUCGAAUUUUGACGACCAACAUGGUCUCGUUCCUACCUCAGGUCGACCAAAUUGUCUCGUUCCGCCGCGGUAUCUUGAUGGAUGAGCGGGGCACCUAUGACGAGGUCAUGGCGAGGAAGGGCGACCUCUACGCCUUGAUCACUGGGUUGGGCAAGCAGUCAGAUCGUCGUCAACAGGAGACGGAGCAGGGCAAUGGCAACGAGGACGUCGAGGCCGGCGCGAAGACUCCGUCCAGUCAGGGCGACUCCGACACGCUGCGCGGCAGUAGCGAAGAGGAGCUCGAGCUCAAGCUCUCCCGCAGGAUGUCCUCGGCCAGUAUGCAUCGACCCAAGACACUCACGCGUAAGCAAGUCAAGCAGGAGACGAUGCGUCAGCUUCGAGAGGCCUCGUUGCGACCCGCCAAGGAGGCCAAUGCUCAAGGUAGUGUCUCAUGGGACGUGUACAAGCGCUACGCCUCUUCAGCCUCCGCAUCUGGUCUCGCUCUCUUUGGCUACUUUGCCGCGCAUAUCGGCACGCAAGUCCUACAAGUCGGCCGAGACAUCGUCCUCAAGCAGUGGGGCAGCUACAAUGACACGCACCAAGGCGGCACACCAGGUGACGCCCGCUUCUACCUCUCCAUCUACGCCGUCGUCGGCAUCGGCGCCAGCAUCGCAGUGUGCAUCGGGCCUUUCAUUCUCUACGUCUACCUCGUCAUUGCCAGCGCUCGUCACUGGCACGACAGCAUGUUCCAUGCUGUGCUGCGCUCCCCGCUGCAGUGGUUCGAGGCUACACCUGUGGGUGUCAGUCUCAAUCGCUUCUCCAAAGACGUCAACGCCAUCGACGAAACGUUGCCGCGUGUCCUGCACGGCUUCUUCCGCACGCUCGUCGUUGUCGCUGGCGUGCUGAUCGUCAUUAGCGCAUCGGUUCCGCCAUUCCUCAUCGCGAUCAUCCCGCUCUACUUUGCCUACCGCGCCAUCCUACGCUACUAUCUCGCCACCUCUCGCGAGCUCAAGCGUCUCGAUGCAGUCAGCAAGUCUCCGAUCUUCUCCUGGUUCCAAGAAUCCCUUGGCGGCCUCUCGACGAUUCGCGCCUUUGGUCAGUCGGAGCGCUUUAUCGCAACAAAUGAGACGCGCGUGGACCGUAACCAGCAGGCCUACUUUCCCUCGGUCUCAACCAACCGCUGGUUGGCGGUUCGCAUCGAGUUCAUGGGAGCAAUGGUCAUCCUCACGGCCUCGUCGCUCGCCGUCGCGCUCAUCACGCGCAAUAUCUCUGGCAUUGAUGCUGGGCUCGUGGGGCUGAUGAUGAGCCAGGCUCUCUCGACUACUCAGGCCCUCAACUGGGUGGUGCGCUCAGCCAGUGAGGUCGAGCAGAACAUUGUCUCGGUGGAACGAGCGAUUCAAUACGCCGAGCUGUCCCCUGAGGCACCCUACGAAUCUGGACCGGACAAUGCGCCACCUCGCGAGUGGCCGACAGAGGGAGCCAUCGAGUUCAAGGACUACAGCACGCGCUAUCGUGAGCACUUGCCGCUCGUGCUCAAGAAGCUCUCCCUGAGCAUCAAGCCCGGAGAGAGGAUUGGCGUCGUCGGCCGAACAGGCGCUGGCAAAUCGUCCCUUACGCUCGCCUUGUUCCGCAUCAUCGAGGCGACCGGGGGCUCAAUCGUUCUCGACGGAGUAGACACGAGCACCAUCGGCCUCAAGGAGCUGCGUUCCUCGAUUGCCAUCAUUCCGCAAGACGCCUGUCUUUGGGGCGGUUCCCUCAGAGACAACCUCGACCCCACAGGCGCAUCGACGGACCAAGCUCUCUGGCGUGCUCUGGAACAGGCCAAGCUCAAAGACCACGUCCAGUCAAUGAAGGGACAGCUAGACGCCGAGCUCUCCGAGGGAGCGAGCAACUUCUCUGCCGGGCAAAGGCAGCUCAUCUGUAUUGCCCGUGCCUUGCUGCGAGGCGCCAAGGUGCUGGUGUUGGAUGAAGCCACAUCCUCCAUCGACUUGGAGACGGACGAGUACAUCCAGAAGAUUGUGCGCGAGCAGUUCCAUGGAACGACGAUUACUGUUGCGCACAGACUGCCGACUAUCCUGGAGAGCGAUCGGGUGCUUGUGCUCAAGGACGGAGCGCUGGCUGAGUUUGCAAGCCCGAAGGACUUGCUGAGCAAAAGGGAUUCAAUCUUCUAUAGCAUGGCGGUUGAGGCUGGAGCGGUCAGUGGGGUCAGCGGCGGUGGGAGCAAAUGAGAGGUUAGACGUGCGAUGUGCGAGGCUUUGGGGUAGGGCUUCAGGUAGAGCAGACUCGACUAAUGCGAAGGGAUAACAAGUGUACCUUAUUCUCUGUUCCAUCUGCGCCUUUCAAUCCGAUUGAAGGUGCUCAUUGGCGACAUUGUUGGAUGAAAUUGGUCUGAU